GUUCGCGUAAGACGGGCUUUGACGUGGCUCCUUAUCGGGCUGGUGCUUCCUUACUAUUUCUGUUUUACCCUUGUAUUUAUUGCAAUGUAAUGCUACUAAUACCAUUAUCGAGACAAAAUUCAAAGAUAAUGCCAAUCAUGGAUUAACAAAGGCAGUGAUCUUAUAAACAAGCAGAAUAGUACCGGGUUAAGGAUUCCUUUAAUUAACAUCGGCAUUAGAGAGAAACAAUGAGUCGUGGUGAGAGUGUCAGUGUCCCUAUUGGGGAGACUGACAAUGUCCAGAAGAAGCCUGAUGUAAAAUUGUUUGGGCUGCUCAUCUCCAACUUUCCAGCCACCCCUCGCUUCCUGCUGCUAGCAUUGUCUGUCUUUUUCUUUUAUCUUAUGUAUGGCUAUAUGCUGGAACUAAUUUUCACAUUGGAUGGAAUGCGGCCCCAUGGAUGGUUUUUGACACUAGUUCAGUUUGCAUACUACACUAUUUUUGCACUCAUUCAGAUAAAGUUGUCAGGAGACAGUAUAAAGAGAAAAAUACCCAUGCAAACUUACCUUGUCAUUGCUGUACUAACAGUUGGUACUAUGGGAUUCUCUAACUCCUCUGUGGGAUAUUUGAAUUAUCCUACACAGGUGAUAUUCAAGUCUUGUAAGUUAAUACCUGUGAUGAUUGGGUCGAUGAUCAUCUUGGGAAAGAAGUACACGUUUCCAGAGGUGGUUGCCUGCGUGUGCAUGAGUCUGGGGCUCAUUUGGUUCACUUUAGCCGACUCUACUAUCCAGCCAAAUUUUUCAGUAACUGGUGUUGUCCUGGUCAGUUUGGCAUUACUGUGUGAUGCUGUAAUUGGCAAUGUUCAAGAAGGUGCUAUGAAGCAGUAUGGUGAAGGAACAACACAUGUUGUCCUCUAUUCGUACAGCUAUGGGUUCUUUAUAAUCUUAAUAGGGCUUUUGUGUACAGGCCAGUUGUUUACAGCUAUACCAUUUGCGGCUCAGUAUCCUUGGGAAGUCUACGGCCGCUCAGUGCUGCUGUCUGCUGCUGGGUUCUGUGGAGUACAGGUGGUGCUGACUCUUGUAACAAUGCAUGGUGCUCUUGUGGCUGUCACCGUGACAACCUUUCGCAAGGCUGUAACGAUUGUCUUGUCUUUUGUGCUUUUCAGCAAACCAUUUACUGUACAAUAUAUCUGGGGAGGCUUGAUGGUUGUGGCAGGUAUAUACCUCAACAUCUACAGCAAGAAGAAGAAAGGUUCCGCAUCCAUCUUAGUCUCGUUGCAACAGAUGUACAUUCAGAUCCAACAGCACUUUGCUCCCAAAAUCAGCAGUAUACAUAAAGGUGCUACCGAAGACCCCGAGAGUGGCGAAAUGCUGAUUAAGAGCGAGAAGGAAACUGAGAAAACACAUAAUGCCAGUGAAUCGGUGAGUUACCAUAAAAACGAAAAUGAAGAAAAAUGAAGAAUCUGAAGAAAAGGAAAAUUACUUCUUUGAAUACUAAAGAAAGUGUAUCAGUAAGUGAGUGAAUGAGUAAGAGAUAGAGUUAAAUAGAUAGCGAGAAAAGGGUGGAGGAAGGCAAGGGUAGGGAGAGACAGGGAGAAAGAAGGAGGAUGAAGGAGAAAGUGAGAGUGAGAG
Molecule: messenger RNA, 1607 nt
Organism: Penaeus monodon (black tiger shrimp)
Lineage: Eukaryota; Metazoa; Arthropoda; Malacostraca; Decapoda; Penaeidae
Gene: Papst2
Product: adenosine 3'-phospho 5'-phosphosulfate transporter 2-like
Exons: 9
Coding region: 228-1433 (401 amino acids)
Biological process (GO): transmembrane transport
Cellular component (GO): endoplasmic reticulum membrane; Golgi membrane
Molecular function (GO): 3'-phosphoadenosine 5'-phosphosulfate transmembrane transporter activity
Source: RefSeq, a predicted model, not a curated record